AUGUUCCCGUGGUGCCACUUUGCUGUCACCCUGCUGCCCCCCCAGGACAUCAGCCUGGAGGAGUUCGAUGACGAGGACCUGUCGGAGAUCACGGACGACUGCGGCAUCGGCCUCAACUACGACUCGGACCACUACGAGAAGAGAGGGGACUGGGGACGCUGUCCCCCCUCGCGCGGGGAGCAGCCGCACCCCGUGUGCACCUUCCAGGACGACUUCCAGGAGUUCGAGAUGAUCGACGACAACGACGACGACGACGACGAGGAAGAGGAGGAGGAGGAAGGCAACGAGCUGGAGGCGCCGCCGUCCCCUUCGGCCUCGCCCAUCCCCUCGCCCGCCCUGGAGGAGACGCAGAAGCACCGCCCCACCACGCUCAACCUGACGGCCCCGGGCACUCAGGAUUCCCUGGACAACAACGGCGGCUUCGCCCCGCCCGCGCCGCGCCCCAGCUGGCAGGACGCGCUGCUGCACUCCUCCUCCUCCUCCUCUUCCUCACACACCGGACACUCGUCCCCCCACGCCUGCAUCCUGGACGGACCCUGCCUGGAGAGCCCGCCGGGCCCCGGGGGGGCUCCCCCCUCGCUGCCGCCCUCCCCCCUGGACUCGCAAGGCAACAGCCCCGAGUCCCUGCCGCAGCCGCAGCCGCGGCCCCCCCGGCCGGAGCGGGACGGGGCUCCCGCGGAGCCGCUCAGCUCCGACGGGGAGGGCGCCCGGUCCGGCCGGGCCGCCAGCGUGCGCGGCCACCCCUCGGGCUCCUCGGAGACCACCUCGCCCUCCUCGGACCCGGGCAUCGAGGCCGACCUCACGAGCCGCACGGCCAAGCCCUUCCUGCCCGGCGGGCGGCGCGGGGACGAGCUCAGCUCGCCCGGCUCCGACUCGGACGUGGACGGGGAGCUCGAGGCGGCUUUCGCCGGCGGGCGCCUGGUCAGCAACAUGAUCUCGUCCAUCUCGGAGACCGAGCUGGACCUCAGCAGCGACAGCAGCAGCGGCCGCUCCUCCCACCUGACCAACUCCAUCGAGGAGGCCAGCUCGCCCGGCUCUGAGGGCGAGCUGGAGCCCGAGCUGGAGGCGCCCGGCCUGCUGGGCAUCAAGGACUCGCUGCUGCUGGACAAGGGCAAGGAGGACGAGGAGGAGCCGGCCGAGAGGGGCCCGCCGGAGCGCGGCGUGGUCAGGAGGGAGAGCCUGGCCGAGCUGAAGAUGGACGCCUACUACGACAGCCUGGACCCGGCCGACGGCCCCGCGCCCGAGGGCCAGACCGACGUGUCCAGCGCCAGCCCCCUGGACCUGAAGAUCGACCCCGACCACAGCCUGGAGAGCAUCCGCCGCUCCUUCUACCUGCCCGUGGGGCCCAAGCUGAUGCCCGAGGCGGACGAAGAGGACAACAGCGAGUACGACUCUGACUCGGAGUCGGAGCCCGACCUGAGCGAGGACUCGGACUCGCCGUGGCUGCUCAGCAACCUGGUGAACAAGAUGAUCUCGGAGGGCUCGUACCCCAUCAAGUGCCCGGACGAGUGCUUCCAGAACAGCCACUCGCUCUGCGACACCAUCUCGCCCGCCUCCGACCUGGAGCCCGAGAUCCUGAGCGAGGCGCUGGACGAGGAGCCGGGCCCGCGGGACUCGCUGGCGGCACCGGCGGACGCGGCGGUGCCGGCGCGGUGCCAGCGCGGCGCCAUCGAGCUGGUGGACAUGGAGACGCUGCGCAGCUCCCUGGCCGAGGCCGAGCACGCGGCCGCGGAGCCGCCGCCGGAGCCGCCGGCCGAGGAGCCGGGGCCCUUCCUGUUCCUCAGCAACCCCACCAACGACACCAUCGCGCCCGUGUGCCCCGGCCGCCCCGUCGCCCUCGGCCGCCUGGACGCCUCCGAGGUCCUGGCCACCCUGGGCUGCCGCCCGGCGUCACUGCCGCGGGUGUCCCCCGGCUCCGAGCCCGCUGUCCCCAGCGGGGAUCGCCGCCCCGCCAGCCCCCGGCGCUGGGCCCUCGAGGGGGACCUGGACUCGGGCGUGCUGGAGGCCGACUCCAUGAUCGACGACGUCCGGUUAGCGCCCGACGCCGACCCCGCCGCGCUGGACGUGUCCACGGCCAAGACCAACCGCGGCUUCGCCAUGGCCUUGGAGGAGGCCGAGCCGCCCUUGGUGGCCCCGCGCCGGGGCAGCCCGGCCGGGGAGGCGCCGGUGCCGCCGGAGCCGCCGGCGCUGGACGAGUCGCUGGCCUACGACUCGGUCAAGUACACGCUGGUGGUGGACGAGCACACGCAGCUGGAGCUGGUCAGCCUGCGGCGCUGCACGUCCGUGCUCAGCGACGACAGUGACAUCCUGAGGGCCUGCGACGACGAGGUGGCCUUUGGGGACGGGCUGGUGGCCCCCGACGCGCGCAGCUCCUCCGAGGACUCGUCCCCCGAGGCCGACCUGCAGUUCUCCAAGAAGUUCCUCAACGUCUUCGUCAACAGCACCUCGCGCUCCUCCAGUAAGUGGCGGUGUCGUGUUGGGACGUGUCGUGACAUGUCAUGA
Pyrgilauda ruficollis (rufous-necked snowfinch) is the source of this 2502-nucleotide messenger RNA. RefSeq names its product C-Jun-amino-terminal kinase-interacting protein 2-like. The record is from RefSeq and is a predicted model, not a curated record. The transcript is spliced from 7 exons. Gene Ontology annotation, biological process: regulation of JNK cascade. Bases 1 to 2502 code for a protein of 833 amino acids. Gene Ontology annotation, cellular component: cytoplasm. NCBI's taxonomy places the organism in Eukaryota, Metazoa, Chordata, Aves, Passeriformes, Passeridae.